Juglans microcarpa x Juglans regia is the source of this 1386-nucleotide messenger RNA. RefSeq names its product dual specificity protein phosphatase 12-like. Gene Ontology annotation, molecular function: protein tyrosine/serine/threonine phosphatase activity. Lineage: Eukaryota; Viridiplantae; Streptophyta; Magnoliopsida; Fagales; Juglandaceae. The record is from RefSeq and is a predicted model, not a curated record. Bases 126 to 1238 code for a protein of 370 amino acids. The transcript has 7 exons. Gene Ontology annotation, biological process: protein dephosphorylation.
UAAACAGAGUUGCAGCCUGCUUGAUAGAAAUCGAUAACCAGAGAGAGAGAGUGUGUGUUCGGAAUAUUCCGAGUUUUCAGGAAAAGGUUUUAAGGUUUAAGGAGGAAUUCAGUGUUUGUUUGGUCAUGCCGUACCGUGUGCGCGAGAAUCUAUUCAUCGGCAACAUCACAGACGCGGCGGAGAUUCUCCAAAAGGGUAGCACUGAGAUCACACACAUACUAUCCGUACUCAGGACGGUGUCGAUAUCGUUUUUCUCUGAAUGGCGUAGCGCUCUUGUUAUCCCCACUAAGGAAAUCAAGAAGGUUCAUGUUGGUGGCUUCGAUGACAGCAGUGGAGGUUCGCUUUCAGAGGACGCUUCCGGUGGCGAUGGGAUUUUGAAGAGUUCCUUGUCGCCUGGAAAGCUUCUGUACUCGAUGGAAUAUGCAGGCAAGGAUUUGAAGUUGGUGAGGAUGGCUGUGCCGGUGAGAGAUAUGGAGAGUGAGGAUUUGUUGGAUCAUUUAGAUGUUUGUUUUGAUUUCAUUGAUCAGAGUCGACAAGAGGGGUCCGUUUUGGUGCAUUGCUUUGCGGGCGUAUCGAGAAGUGCAGCUAUCAUUAUGGCGUAUAUCAUGAGAACGGAGCAUCUAUCUCAAGAAGCUGCACUUGUUUCCUUACGGCAAAGCUGUGAGUUCGUUUGCCCCAAUGAUGGUUUUCUAGAUCAGUUAAAAAUGUAUGAGGAGAUGGGCUUCAAGGUUGAUCACACAAGCCCCAUAUACAAGCGCUUUUGUUUGAAAGUAUUGGGUGAAUCUUACCACCGUGGGGAGAAGAUAGACACUUCUAAAUUUGGGGCAGAUCCUGGCUUGUCUACCGAAGUUUCUUCAGAAGGGAAAGUACCUUCAGAUGUAGGAAAUAAUUGUACUUCUUCAUACCGCUGCAAGAAAUGCCGAAGAGUUGUUGCCUUGCAGGAGAAUGUUGUAGAUCACAUUCCAGGUGAAGGCGAGACAUCCUUCGAGUGGCACAAGCGCAAAAGUGGAAACCCAUUUAUCAAAUCUGAUGAGUCUGAAUGUUCAUCCAUUUUUGUUGAGCCUCUGCGAUGGAUGACAGCAGUUGAAGAAGGUGCACUGGAGGGCAAGUUGUCUUGUGCUCAUUGUGGAGCCCGGUUGGGUUACUUCAACUGGUCGGGCAUCCAAUGCAGUUGUGGGAGCUGGAUCACUCCAGCCUUUCAGCUCCAUAAAAGCCGUGUGGACAUCAGCACUGUCUAAUAUUUGUCAGGCAAAGCCUUUCAGCUAAUUCUCCAACCAACAAAGUGCCCAGCAUCUUCCCAGCAAUAAUCUUUGAAACUCAGCUAUCGCUCAAAAUAAAGUAUAUACCUUCCAACUCAACCUGAAGUACAGGAGAAACGGAGUCCUC